AUGGCUCCGGUGAAGCUGUACGGCAUGACCAUGUCGUGGAACGUGACGAGGUGCGUGGCGGCCCUGGAGGAGGCAGGCGUCGAGUACGACGUCGUGCCCAUCGACUUCGGCGCCGGCGAGCACAAGACCCCCGACCACCUCGCCAGGAACCCCUUUGGUCAGAUGCCGGUUUUGCAGGAUGGUGACUUCUACGUCUGGGAAUCGCGUGCUAUUUGCAAGUACACAUGCCGCAAGAACAAUCCGGAGCUUUUGAAGGAGGGCAACCUCAAGGAAUCAGCAAUGGUAGAUGUGUGGCUCGAGGUGGAGGCCCAUCGGUACACGGCCGCAAUGGAGCCUAUUAUCCUUGAGUGCCUCAUCCGUCCUAUGUUCGGGCGAGCCACUGACCAGAAAAUUGUCGAGGAUAACCUUGUGAAACUGAAGAAGGUGCUGGAGGUGUACGAGGCGCGCCUGACCAAGUGCAAGUACCUUGCUGGAGACUUCCUCAGCCUAGCGGACCUUAACCAUGUGUCUAUUACCGCAUGCCUGGCGGCUACACCCUACGCUUCUUUGUUUGACGCGUAUCUGCAUGUGAAAGCCUGGUGGUCUGGUCUGAUGGCGAGGCCGUCCGUCCAGAAGAUCACUGCACUGAAGAAGCCGUAUUUUAAGAAUAGUGUCUAG
Molecule: messenger RNA, 657 nt
Organism: Triticum turgidum subsp. durum (durum wheat)
Lineage: Eukaryota; Viridiplantae; Streptophyta; Magnoliopsida; Poales; Poaceae
Source: the annotation of a GenBank genome assembly